AUGCCAGAAUCGCCAAAAAAAGCUCGGAAAAAGUCAAAAUCGCGAUCGCCAAGUCGUCACAAUGGCACAGCCAAGAAGCCUACAUCCUCUCAACUUACCACAACAACACCAGCCGUAGCCAAACGAAUUCGAGUCUACCGUAACGGCGACAAGUUUCACAAAGGUAUCGUAGUCGUACUGAACAUACGACACAUACAUGACAUCAAUGCACUACUGGAUGCGAUUAGUGAACGGGUGGGGCUGGUUGGUGGAGCCAAGAAGCUGUACACUAUUAAUGGUACACUUGUGAAGACGACUAAUGAGUUGGAGAAUAAUCAUGAGUAUGUAGCCAGCUCUGGAGGGUUUAUGGCUGUACCUUAUGGUCAAGCUUAUCGGGAUGAACAGGUGGCUAGACUGCCUAGGAAGGAGUAUUCUGGACUGAGUUUGGCUUCAAGGUAAGAUUUGUGUUUUAAAUGGUAGGGUAGAUUUGGUUCUGGGGAAGUGGAAUGGGUUACUUUUAGGGCAGGGUAAAUUUGUUAGGUUAGGGGUAGAUAUUUUGGGUGGGGUAAAUUUUAUAAUGCUAGACGUGGUGGACUAUUUUUGGCAGGGUGAAGUAAAAUUGGUUAUUUUUAGGGUAGGGUAAAUUUGUGAGGUUAGGGGGAGGAGGUGUUUUUUUGGGUGGGGUAAUGUGUUAUACAUAACUUGUAGGGCAUGCCUAGGAAUAAUAGGGUAGAGUAGGGUAUGGUAGGGUAGGGUAGGGUAGGGUAGAGUAGGGUAGGGUAGGGUAGGGUAGGGUAGGGUAGGGUAGGGUAGGGUAGGGUAGGGUAGGGUAGGGUAGGGUAGGGUAGGGUAAGGUAGGGUAGGGUAGGGUAGGGUAGGGUAGGGUAGGGUAGGGUAGGGUAGGGUAGGGUAGGGUAGGGUAGGGUAGGGUAGGGCAGCGCAGCGCAGGGUAGGGUAGGGUAGGAUAGGGUAGGGUAGGGUAGGGUAGGGAGAAAUUGCAAAGAUAGCCUCGAAGUAAUUUGUUGGGUCGUUUUACACCGAGCCGAAUGUUACAGUAUUACGUUAAAAAACCUGAUGUAACGCACUUUUUUGCAAUUUCUCUAAGGCUAUGACGUUACAUGAUUAGUUUAUGUAAUCUAUUAUACAAAAAUGUUUAUGUAAUAGUCAGAAUUCGGCUUAACUCAGCUAGCUGCAGAAUGGUUACGAAUCCGCGAGUUCGGAACUGAACCGCAGCUCAAAUGUUAGAACAGCCGAAGGUUGAAGCGGAGCCGUAGCUUGUCAAAAGUUUUUGAGCUCUGGAGCGCAAAGCCGAAGCCAAAACUAAUUUUUGAAAGUUUGUAGUCCGAAGCGAAGCUGGAGCUUAAAAAAAUUAAAAAAAGCAAACCCCUGGUAGUAUUCGAUUAGCUAGAACUGGGGUGAAAGCUCUGGGUUAGGGCUCUUAGCCGGGCUGUGGGUUGUGGCUAUAGGGCAAAGGUAAGGCAAGAGUACAACAAAGAUAGCACGAAUGUAUGGCAAGGUAGGAUGAAAUAGAAGCAUCAAAAUCUGGGGCUUUGGGCUAGGGUUCUGGGCUAGGGCUCUGGGCUAGGGCUAAAACCUGGAAUUUGGGCUCUGAGCUCUGGGCUAGAACUAGAGUUAGGCUAGAGUAACUUUAAAAUUUCAGAACGUCCAAAUCCAGCCUGCCGAGUCGAUCCAAAUCGACCAACGAGCUUCGGUCGACUUCUCGUGAUGUUACAGUACAAAGUGUGUCGACUGUUGGUGAGAGUCCUAAGCCUAAGAAACGGGCUAAAAGCUUAACAACCAAGAAGGUACAUGCUAAGACAGUACCAAAACCUGAUGGUACUGAAAUUGUGGUUGAAGGAAAACAAAAGAAAAUACAGUAAGUUAUUGAGUACUGUACAGUAAGCUUUGUUUUACUGUAUGAAUGGUUACGUUUUAUGUUUUUACAGUACGACAAGGUUACUGUAACUUCAAAAAAUAACAUUUUUUCAGCAAAAAGCCGGAGGCGACAGAAAAAAAAGAAGAAAAAGAUAGUCAAAAAAGUCAAAAAACCAAAGAAAGAAGAACCAAACGAGCCCCAUGUGGUACCAGUACCACUACCUGAACUAGCCUUGGAACGGCCUGUGUCACGGCACAGUACACGCUCAGCACAUUCGGCUCAAAAUGGAGUACGACGGGCAUCACGAGUAUCACAACAUUCAGAUGAAGUUAUAUCGGAUGGCGUGCACGAUACUACUACAGUACGAGAGAGCACAUUUGAGCACGGUACUCAAUACAGUAGGCCUAAUACUGGACAUAGUGCUAGGUCACAUGGUACUGGUCAUAGUCGACCUGGUAGUGGACAUAGUCACCGUACUGAGCAUAGUACUCACUCUCGCACCGACCACAGUCGGCCAAGCACUGGCGAUAAUACUGAUCGUACGGAGCACAGUACUCAUUCUCAUGUUGAACAUAGUACUCAUGAUCGUCCUGGUACUAAAAACAGUACUCAUAGUCUUACUCGCGUUGAGCGUAGUACUCAUCAUCGACCCGGUACUAACCAUAGUACUCAUGAGCACAGUACUCACAGUCGUACUCAACGUACUGAAAGUACUCGUAAUGAAGAAAAUCACGAUGCUGAUACUGAAAAUGAUGUCAUUUCUGAUAUUAGUGAGGAUGAACAUGGCCAUGUUAGCGAAGUUAGUCAAAGAACCGGUUCGGCUGAUAGUCGGCAUCAUAGUCAGGCUAGUGGACCACAUAGAGAUGUGCCAUUGGAGGCAUUGUAA
Bursaphelenchus okinawaensis is the source of this 2741-nucleotide messenger RNA. The record is from the annotation of a GenBank genome assembly. NCBI's taxonomy places the organism in Eukaryota, Metazoa, Nematoda, Chromadorea, Rhabditida, Aphelenchoididae.